AUAUAAAGGAGGCGAGCCAGAAGCUCGUCAGACACGGAGCGCUUUAUAUGGGAUUAAAACUUGGAUCAGCUUGAGCUGCAGCAGCGGGAACGAAGCGCUUAACUUCUGAACAUCUUAACGGCCUGGACUCGGAAACUGACAGAUGACCCUUCUUAUCACCAUGCGACGCCACAGUCUGCGCUUGCAGCACCAGCUGCACCGCUGGAGCAUCUGCACGGAUGCCAAUCACCUGCUGGGCAACAGCCUGGCACCGGGCGCCCACAUGCCACGCUCCCGCUCCUGCACCAGCUCCGCCGGCGUCCCCUGCAGGGAGAGCUGGUCGUCGGCAUCCUCCGACUCUGUGGUCUCCACGGAAUCGGGCAGCAGCCUCUAUAACGUGGUGCUGAUCGGGGGAAACGGUGUUGGCAAGUCGGCGCUGGCGAGCAUUUUCGCCGGGGCGGAGGACAGCAUGGACAGCGACUGCGAGUUGUACGGAGGACAAAUCUGUGAACAAACAACCGUGGUCGAUGGCGAAAUUGCCACAAUAACUUUAUUGGACACAUGGGACUGCCAGGAACAGGGCAGUUGGAGCCAGGAGCAGUGCAUGCAGGCGGGGGACGCCUACCUGAUCGUCUACUCCAUAACUGACCGCGAGAGCUUCGAAAAGGCGUCUGAGCUUCGCAUCCAGCUGCGCAGAGCCAGGCAGUCAGAGGACAUCCCCAUAAUCUUGGUGGGAAACAAGUGUGACCUCGUCAGGUGCAGAGAAGUGUCAGUCAGUGAGGGAAGGGCGUGCGCUGUGGUGUUCGACUGCAAGUUCAUCGAGACGUCGGCGGUGAUGCAGCACAACGUGCAGGAGAUGUUCGAAGGCAUCGUGCGGCAGCUGCGGUUGCGGCGGGACAGCAAGGAGGCGAACGAGCGGCGGAGGGGCUUGAGUCGCAGGCGGGAGAGCCUGCCCAAAAAGGCCAAGCGCUUCCUGGACAAGCUGGUGGCCAGAAACAACAAGAACGUGGCAUUCCGCCUGAAGUCCAAAUCAUGCCAUGACCUCUCCGUGCUGUAGACACACGCCUCAGACACACAUCAAUCUACAUUAGAUUACGCUGUAAAAUAUGGCAGUGCUCUGACCUUCUGCCUGUGACAGGCUGGAGAGCCACAUGGGAAUAUUAUGCCUCAUUAUUAUUACGUUGAAAUGUGUAUUGGUGGUAUACUUACAAAUGGGGGGAGGGGGGGGGAUUGAGCCCUGAGGUGUCGAUGGUUCACUUUCUGACAUUGUUCAGAAGUCAACCAUUACCGAUUAACUACUCUGUCAGACAACCUUGGCUCACUAAAGUAGAAAUAGUGACAGUAGUUACUAUGUAAUCCUUGGCUCACGAUUGAAGUUUCACAAGUGCUUUGAUCUGGUUACCAUGGCAACCUUAAGAGGCAUGUUCAAGUAAUAUAUUUAUGUAUAUUUAUCUGUAUUUGGAAAGGUUUGCACAUUUUGUAAGUUAACUUCGAAGAUAUCUUGGAUAUUUGGUAUGAAUAUUUGUCAACAAGUAAAAGUAACGUCUAACUAUAUUUUACUAUAUGUUGUUGUUCAUACAAUUAUUUUUCGAAGGUCUUUUUAUUGAUUUAUUUAUUAUAUGUGUUGUAAAAUGUAGAUAUUACC
Brienomyrus brachyistius is the source of this 1624-nucleotide messenger RNA. It is a transcript of the gene gem, whose product is annotated as GTP binding protein overexpressed in skeletal muscle. NCBI's taxonomy places the organism in Eukaryota, Metazoa, Chordata, Actinopteri, Osteoglossiformes, Mormyridae. Gene Ontology annotation, biological process: negative regulation of high voltage-gated calcium channel activity. The transcript has 5 exons. Gene Ontology annotation, cellular component: plasma membrane. Gene Ontology annotation, molecular function: GTPase activity; GTP binding; calcium channel regulator activity. The record is from RefSeq and is a predicted model, not a curated record. The coding region runs from base 143 to 1036 and encodes 297 amino acids.